AUGCAGAACAAUUAAAGGUUGAAGAUUCAAAGACACAAAGUAACGAACGAGGAAUAAUACAAUUUGAAUCAUACGAUUAAGCAAACUCACGGUCAUCAGAACACGAAACUUUGCAUUCAAUGGGAAAGGAAAAGUUAAUUGCCUUCCUAGACCGGGCUAUUGGAUUUAAUUCUGCGGGAAUACAUACAUACAUCUCCGAUUCUUCUUCCCGUUCCCGAAAUGUUGAAUCUCAUGCGAAUAGCAACACAAAGAUCUUAUUUGCAUCAGAUUACGGGAUUCGAUGGAUCGGAGUGUUUACACCAACACCAUAUCCAACAGCGGAAGAUCUUCUUGGCGUCAGAAAUACUUUGAUUGGUUUGAAUGUGACAUCGCCUCUAAAUUUUUCUCAAUGCCACGGCCGAAAAUUGGAUUGUUUGACUCAUAUUAUAUUCACUCAUCCUAUUAUAGAACGAUAUAGCAAAUAAAUAUUCAGACGCAUAACAAAAAAAUAUUCACCAA
Molecule: messenger RNA, 498 nt
Organism: Styela clava
Lineage: Eukaryota; Metazoa; Chordata; Ascidiacea; Stolidobranchia; Styelidae
Source: RefSeq, a predicted model, not a curated record